AUGUUCAAACUUCUAAUCGACAAGUUCAACCCACAAGCCCAUCCGGACCCACAAAUCAAUGACGAGGCCCUGCCCCCCAAUGCGGUCCUACCGAUGAAUGGCCUGCCAACGCAAAAUACUGGCGACCCUUUGGCUCUCAUCCAGGAUUCGAUCGAUUCCGCUGUGGAGCGGCUCAAGGAAUCGGAGUUCGAUUAUGUCAAGAAUCGAUGGAAAGCAGAUAUUACAAACAUAGAAGACACCCUGGAGAGUGUCAACCAUCUACUCCGCAAAUCAACGUUGCCAACCAAUCGACACCGCCGCGAGGCAGCGCGAUUUUUCCGUGAACCGGUCAUCCAAUUCGCCAAAGUAACACUACCGAUCAUCAAACUAUCCAGGCUUUUUUUCGCCAAACUAACGAAGCGCGGAUUGAAUCAGGCACGGCUUCCAUUCUUGACAGAGAUUUCCUCUGGCCAACUCGAAUCUUUGGCUGAGGUGGCGGGAAGCGUGGAUGAAGAUCUCCUUCAACUCAUCCGGCGGUUGCGCCUCAUUGAUGUCCAUCUCGAAGCUGCUGCUCGUACUCGCGAACUCACCCCAAUAGCUAAAAAAGUUGUAUCCCGCUUUGAAUCUGCCAUAUUUCUUGUACUCUUGUAUCUUGUUCCUGUGAUCCCAGCCACCGGCAAUGUUGCAAGUCAAGAUUAUUUCAAGAGCUGGUUGGCUACAUGGAACCAUUCGAUGAUUCUAGCCCAUGAUAACUUGGAACGUGCUGCAAAAUUGUUGGCCAACCCUCCUGGAUAG
This is a messenger RNA of Puccinia triticina, 774 nucleotides long. RefSeq lists its product as uncharacterized. Lineage: Eukaryota; Fungi; Basidiomycota; Pucciniomycetes; Pucciniales; Pucciniaceae. The record is from RefSeq and is a predicted model, not a curated record. Bases 1 to 774 code for a protein of 257 amino acids. The transcript is spliced from 2 exons.